Messenger RNA from Chelonoidis abingdonii (Abingdon island giant tortoise), 3045 nucleotides. RefSeq names its product glutamate decarboxylase 2 (gene GAD2). The record is from RefSeq and is a predicted model, not a curated record. Gene Ontology annotation, biological process: GABA shunt; GABA biosynthetic process. NCBI's taxonomy places the organism in Eukaryota, Metazoa, Chordata, Testudines, Testudinidae. Gene Ontology annotation, cellular component: cytoplasm. Gene Ontology annotation, molecular function: glutamate decarboxylase activity; pyridoxal phosphate binding.
UCGCUCAGUCCCCUGCCCUCUGGUCUUGAAUGAAAUGUGAUCCCCGUCAGGCCAGGGCCCCCCGAGAGCCAGACACGCGUGGGAUCGCCAGCCCCGGGACUCCCCAGUCGGUUCCUCUGUGCUCCUCAGCUUGCCCCUGUGCCAGCCUCUAGCUUUCAAGUGCCUCCCUCGAGCUGCCGGGUCUUUCUCCCCAUUCCCCCCUGCAACUACCUGUACACAGCUCGCGUGGGGCGCGCCCGGCUCCCGAAGCAAGUGUGGCUGUGCUAAGGACCUGGCAGGCGUCCCACCAACCCCAGCCCCCGGACCGGCCCCGCAGCGCCCGCAGCUGAGCUCUGCACAGAGCCAGCGCGUGUCCAACAGCAGCUCCCAGACAGCAGCAGCAGCCCACAGCUCCAGGGGAGUCGUGACUCCGCACACCGCCCUUCCCCCGCCCCAGGGCACCCGGGCGGGCCGAGGGCUCUAGCUGGAUAAAAGCGGAGCCACGGUAACCCCCGUUUGGCGGAGAGACGCGCGGAGCUGGAGAGGGAGCGGAUCGGCACCAUGGAGAGCGCCUAGCGUCCCUUUCCCACUUCCCGCGGCCAGCCCCGUCUUCCUGGCUGCUUCCAGCCUCCCUCUCUCCGGAACCCCCAGGGAGCGCCAGGGCGCCGCUGCCUCUCUUGGCGCCGGCGCACGCUGCCUGGCGCUUGCACACGGGGACACUCCCGCGCUGGGACUCUCCCUCCCACACAGCUCCUUGCAGCUCGCCGGCUCCUAGGCACUGUUGGCAGCUCCGCAGAUGGCAACGCCAGGCUCCGGCUUUUGGUCCUUCGGCUCCGAGGAGGGCUCGGGGGACGCGGAGAACCCUGGCACAGCAAAAGCGUGGUGCCAGGCUGCCCAAAAGUUUACGGGAGGAAUUGGAACCAAACUCUGCGCUUUGCUGUAUGGGGAUGGAGAAAAGCCCAUGGAAACCGGGGCGAAGGAGGGCCUGGGCUCAGCGGAGAAGACACCGGCCUGUACCUGCAACAACAAGCCCUGUAGCUGCCAGAAAGCGGAUAUUAAUUAUGCAUUUUUACACUCAACAGAUCUUCUGCCGGCGUGCAAUGGGGAAAUAACAACUCUGUCUUUCCUACAAGAUGUUAUGGAUAUUUUGCUUCAGUAUGUGGUGAAAAGUUUUGAUAGAUCAACAAAGGUUAUUGAUUUCCAUUACCCAAAUGAGCUCCUUCAGGAAUAUAAUUGGGAACUGGCAGAUCAACCACAGACCUUGGAAGAAAUUUUGUUGAACUGCAGAACAACCCUAAAAUAUGCAAUCAAAACAGGGCAUCCUAGAUAUUUCAAUCAACUUUCAACUGGACUGGACAUGGUUGGAUUAGCUGCAGACUGGCUGACAUCAACAGCAAAUACUAAUAUGUUCACCUAUGAAAUUGCUCCUGUGUUUGUACUUUUGGAAUAUGUCACGCUAAGGAAAAUGAGAGAAAUGAUUGGCUGGCCAGGGGGCUGUGGCGAUGGGAUAUUUUCACCUGGUGGUGCCAUAUCUAACAUGUAUGCUAUGUUGAUUGCACGUUUCAAGAUGUUCCCAGAAGUCAAAGAGAAAGGAAUGGCAGCUAUUCCCAGGCUGCUUGCCUUCACCUCAGAGCAUAGUCACUUUUCUGUGAAGAAGGGAGCUGCAGCCUUGGGGAUUGGCACAGAUAGUGUGAUUCUGAUUAGAUGUGAUGAAAGAGGGAAAAUGAUCCCAUCCGACCUUGAAAGAAGAAUUAUGGAAGCCAAACAAAAAGGAUUUGUUCCUUUCCUAGUUAGUGCCACUGCAGGAACUACAGUGUAUGGUGCAUUUGAUCCACUCCUAGCUAUUGCGGACAUCUGCAAGAAAUACAAAAUCUGGAUGCACGUGGAUGCAGCAUGGGGUGGCGGGCUGCUGAUGUCUAGGAAACAUAAAUGGAAAUUAAAUGGUGUUGAAAGGGCCAAUUCUGUGACUUGGAACCCUCACAAGAUGAUGGGAGUCCCAUUGCAGUGUUCUGCCCUUCUCAUUAGGGAAGAGGGCUUGAUGCAGAGCUGCAAUCAAAUGCACGCUUCCUACCUCUUUCAACAAGAUAAACACUAUGACUUGUCAUAUGACACUGGAGACAAGGCGUUGCAAUGCGGGCGUCAUGUUGAUGUUUUCAAGCUCUGGCUGAUGUGGAGAGCAAAGGGAACUACAGGAUUUGAAGCACAAAUUGACAAGUGCUUGGAACUUGCAGAAUAUCUCUAUAAUAAAAUAAAGAACAGAGAAGGCUAUGAAAUGGUGUUUGAUGGAAAGCCUCAGCACACAAAUGUCUGCUUCUGGUACGUACCUCCCAGUUUGCGCAGCAUGGAGGACAACGAAGAAAGAAUGAACCGUCUUUUAAAGGUGGCCCCAGUGAUAAAAGCCAGAAUGAUGGAAUAUGGAACUACUAUGGUCAGCUAUCAACCACUGGGAGACAAAGUGAACUUCUUCCGUAUGGUCAUCUCAAACCCAGCAGCUUCUCAUCAAGACAUUGAUUUCCUAACUGAGGAAAUAGAACGUCUGGGACAAGAUUUAUAAUAAUCUGGUCUGCGAGUAUGGUCCAGAACCUGUAGGUAGACAAUUAAGCUGUCACAAACUGUGUGAAUGUAUUUGUAGUUUGUUCCAAAGUAAAUCUAUUUCUAUAUUGUGGCGUCAAAGUAGAGUACGGUUUAAAAUCAAGAAACAUGCUCCUUUUAAAAUCCUCUCUUGAGUUUUAGAAUACCUCUUUAAUAAUUAGAUACACAUAAGAAAUAACAGAAGAUACUUGCAAUUUCCCCCCAGAUUUUAAUACAGUUAGUAAAUACAUGUUUUAGGUUAAAAGUAGUCUGAGUGGUGCCACAUUUGCCCCAAAUGGUGACAAAAUCCAAUGAGGGGGAAGUAAGAUGCAUAAAGUAAAGAAAUUGUAUGUUUAAAAGUGAAAAUAUUUUGCCUUUUUCUUAGAUUUAGAACAAAAUUUCUAAUUUAUCUAUAGCAACAUUUCAAAUGUAUUUAAAUACAUAUAAUUUUAAAAAAGCAAUAUAUAUAUAUUAAAAUAUCCUAUUUUGUAAACU